Drosophila subobscura is the source of this 1071-nucleotide messenger RNA. RefSeq names its product proteasome inhibitor PI31 subunit (gene PI31). The record is from RefSeq and is a predicted model, not a curated record. NCBI's taxonomy places the organism in Eukaryota, Metazoa, Arthropoda, Insecta, Diptera, Drosophilidae. The transcript has 3 exons. Gene Ontology annotation, biological process: proteasome-mediated ubiquitin-dependent protein catabolic process. Bases 180 to 989 code for a protein of 269 amino acids. Gene Ontology annotation, molecular function: proteasome binding; endopeptidase inhibitor activity.
UUGCAAACAGCGUUACUAAUAAAUAAAAAGGGGAAUUUAUCUUAUUGACAACUACAUCUGUCUGUGUCUAUUCAGACGUAGAUCAAAUUCAACUCUAGGCCAACAAAAAAUUAAGGUCUGUUUUUGUGCAUUGUCAGCUAUGUUGCACUUUGUCUUUUGAACUUCCAGUUGCCGACAAUAUGGACACUAAUACGGCCAUGACGGGAGACUUCUUCUACGGCUGGGAUCUAUUGUUUAAGACGAUCCGUGCCGAAGUCAACAAGAAGUCCGACGUGCUGAUAGCUUUGGUCCACUUUCUGUUGACGAAGCAUUACAACUUUCGCUGCGUGGGAAUUGGCGAUGAUAAAACACUAUCAGAGGAGGAUGUGGGAAGUGAGCUGCUGCCAGACAACUGGAACGACGACGACACCAAGUACUCGCUGCGCUAUACGCACGAAAAGGUGCUCUAUCUGCUGAUUGGGCACAUCACCGAAGAGGACUUGCUCCUUAAUUUAUUGGACAUCAAUACCAAGAAGGUGUCCAACAUUUGCAUCGAUCCCGAAAACCUGGUGGCCGCUGUUAAUGGAAACAUUAGCACAUUGAUGCCAACUGCUUCGGAGAUUGUCGAUCGCUUCCGCAAGGAGUUGCUGGAUCCAGUUUUUACAGGCAAGUCGCGCGAAGUCACCACUCAGACCAGCACAGAGCCACAACGAUCCAAUGGAGCGGAUCCAUUGCGCAUUGGGGAGCCAAGACGCGGAGGAUCAUUUAUGCCCGGAGGAUAUGAGCCUCGUCCUUUUGGCUUCCCGGACAUCGGACGCGGGGACCUGGACCCACUCGGUCGCGGUGGUCCUGGUAAUCUAUUCUCGUUCCCCUCGCGUCCCGGAAUGCCUGGUAAUGGUAUGCCCCUACCGCGCUUCGAUCCGUUUGGACCCGAGCCGAACAUACCGAAUCGCGGACCCAAUCCAGAUCACAUGCGCCCACCCAACUGGGACAACGAUUACUAUAUGUAAAUUCAAUAGUUUACACACACUUGAAACAUUUAUUUGGAAUGCAAAUCAGAAUGGAAUGGGAUUUGGAUUGAGUUUUCUUGAA